Molecule: messenger RNA, 1533 nt
Organism: Symbiodinium natans
Lineage: Eukaryota; Dinophyceae; Suessiales; Symbiodiniaceae
Source: the annotation of a GenBank genome assembly
AUGCUGAGCCUUUCCAAUUCAGUGCAUCUUGCAAAGCAAGAACCGCUUCCUUUCACCAACAGGCUGGACAGGGAGCAACCCAGAGCAUGCUCCAGCUGGACCCCAGCUGAUCUCGCAGUGGCUGCCUCCUUGGCAGGGGUCUUUGUGGAUUUCGUGGACCGGCGCCGGGCAAGAUGGCCACGAAUGCCAAGGAGCAGUGCCUCGUCUGUCAGGGCCGUCGGAUCAGAAACCUCAGGAACUGACAUCAUCCAGAAAUUCGAAACCCUGACCGCAACUAGGCAAUUGGCAGAACGAUCUGGCGACCAAGAAGUUGUAAGCAGGAUUGAUGCUCUUCUCAAACAGGAAGAAGAGAGCAACCCUGUGGCAGCCCUUGCAUGGCGGCAGCAACGUCGCCUCCAAGUUGCCUGUGACACUGUUCUGCUCGGGGUCCAAGACCCGCUGCCGGCAAGGAUACAGGCCAUCAGCGUGCUGAAGGAUCUGGCAGCGCCACCGCUGCCCACCCCAGGUGCUGAAGACGCCCUUUUUCGCAUCCUGCGUGAAGUUGUGGGAGCAGAUGCCGCUGUGCUCAGGCAGGCUGCAGACGACGCCCUCUGGCAUGUUUGGCACCAGACAGAGGAUGAGGAUGCAGCAGGGAUGAUGAGGAGAGGCCGUACAUUGAUGGAAGGCGACCGAAUCUCCGAGGCCUUGCAGGUCUUCUCUGAGCUGGUGAAGGAAGCCCCUUUCUUUGCAGAGGCUUGGAACAAGCGAGCCACUGUUUAUUACAUGCUUAAGGAGUUUCAGCAGUCCGUUGAUGAUUGCAAGAAAGUGCUGGAGCUUAACCCACGGCACUUUGGCUGCCUAUCUGGUCUUGGCAUGUGCUACGCGGCUCUGGGGGAACCCGAAACUGCCGCCCACUGGUAUAAGAAAGCCCUCAGCGUACAUCCCUUCAUGCAGGGGCCACGCAAAGCACUGGAUGGCCUCGAGAGGGAGAAGUACGUGGAGAACUACCUCAGCCCGAGAGUGCAGACUGCUGUGGAGUCCUUGACCGGGGACGCUUUCUGGCCAGCUGAGAACCCUGAAGGCAUCCAUCUGGAAUGGGACGUGCACCGCAUUAACGUAGACAGGGCCGCCAAGAAUCCCAAUGCGGGUGCCAACACAUACUUCUUUCGUGCCUUGGUCAGAAACAAGGCCCUCGGAACACGCCAAGUUCGUAGCUUGGCUCGCUUUUACGCCCUUCGCUUUGCGUGCGGAAAGAUUUACCCAUUGAGACGCCCUACUUAUGGCCAGGCCGAGUUUGUUCUGGAGCCUGGUGAAGAGUACAAGUACUCCUGGGUAUUCACAACCGACACCGAUUUGAUAGGAAUGGUCGGAGGCAUGCUGCUCGAGCGUUUGGACCGUGUUGAUGCAAGUGACGCCGACCGCUUCUUGUUUGCCAGCCUUGGACAACUUUCUUUUUCUGAGGCACCGAUGGUGCCCAUGCACAAAGUGGAGUCAUUGAACCAGGAGCACAUAUACAUGGGCGAGUUGACCUUCAAAGCCUCUCGGGACUCAUAA